Tupaia belangeri chinensis (Chinese tree shrew) is the source of this 983-nucleotide messenger RNA. It is a transcript of the gene FAM3B, whose product is annotated as FAM3 metabolism regulating signaling molecule B. The transcript has 7 exons. The coding region runs from base 171 to 941 and encodes 256 amino acids. Lineage: Eukaryota; Metazoa; Chordata; Mammalia; Scandentia; Tupaiidae. The record is from RefSeq and is a predicted model, not a curated record.
UGACAACCACAACAACCUGGCUUUGAGAACGUUUCUGAUCUGCUCGUAUUUAUUAUCUACUACUGUCUGCCGAUUUCAGAUGCUCAGCCACAGCGCAGCCAGCUGAGUCAUCUUGGCUCAAUGCCCAUCCCUGCCUGCCACCUCCCCCAUCCAGGAAACUCCCAGGGGUCAUGUCCCCUCAGAGCAGCAUGAACACAGGCUGCAGAGGGUGCUGCCGAGCGUGUCCAGAGCCAGCUUGUCCUCUGUCUCCAGGUGCUUUCAAGGCAGUGUUCCUUGCCUUCGCCUCCAUGUGCGCCUGGUAUUCUGGGUACCUGCUGGCAGAGCUGCUUCCAGACAUGCCCCUUUCCAGUGCUGUCUACACCAUCCGGAGCAUCGGGGAGAGGCCCAUACUCAAAGCCCCAGUCCCCAAAAGGCAAAAAUGUGACCACUGGGCCCCAUGUCCCCCUAACAGCUACGCCUACAGGUUACUCAGUGGUGGCGGCCGAGACAAGUACGCCAAAAUCUGCUUUGAGGAUGAACUGCUUAUAGGAGAAAAGAUUGGAAAUGUUGCCAGAGGAAUAAACAUUGCCAUCGUUAACUAUUUAACUGGGAAAGUGAUAGCAACACAGUACUUUGAUAUGUAUGAAGGUGACAACUCAGGACCGAUGACACAGUUUAUUCAGAAUGCUCCUCCAAAAUCUCUGCUCUUCAUGGCGACCCAUGACGAUGGAAGCAGCAGAUUGAAGGAUGGUGCCAAGGAUGCCAUAGAAGCACUGGGAAGUAAAGAAAUCAGGAACAUGAAGUUCCGGUCAAGCUGGGUGUUUGUUGCAGCAAAAGGCUUUGAACUUCCCUCAGGAAUCCAGAGAGAAAAGAUUAACCACUCUGAUAAUAAGAAGAACAGGUAUUCUGGCUGGCCUGCAGAGAUACAGAUAGAAGGCUGCAUACUGAAAGAGCUCAGCUAGCAUUGCACGGUCCCUAAUAAAUGCGUUUUGUAUAGACAAACA